CACCGACUCUUCACAGCACCAACAACUACCACUCAACCACCUCUCAACUUCGUUCGGUAACUUCGAUAACUACUUCUACGUGUUCAAUAAACCCGGAAGAGCCAUCCCACUGCCAACAUGCGCGAGAUUGUUCAUCUUCAGACCGGCCAAUGCGGUAACCAAAUUGGUGCCGCCUUCUGGCAAACGGUUUCUGGCGAGCAUGGCCUUGAUGGUUCGGGCGUGUACAAUGGCACCUCUGAUCUUCAGCUCGAGCGCAUGAAUGUUUACUUCAACGAGGCUUCCGGUAACAAGUUCGUGCCCCGUGCUGUCCUCGUCGAUCUUGAGCCUGGUACCAUGGACGCAGUUCGUGCUGGCCCAUUCGGUCAGCUUUUCCGCCCAGAUAACUUCGUUUUCGGCCAGUCUGGUGCUGGCAACAACUGGGCUAAGGGUCAUUACACUGAGGGUGCUGAGUUGGUCGACCAGGUCUUGGACGUAGUCCGUCGCGAGGCUGAGGGUUGCGACUGCCUCCAAGGUUUCCAAAUUACCCACUCACUUGGUGGUGGUACCGGUGCUGGUAUGGGCACUCUCCUUAUCUCCAAGAUCCGCGAGGAGUUCCCCGAUCGUAUGAUGGCCACUUUCUCUGUGAUGCCAUCUCCAAAGGUCUCUGAUACCGUCGUCGAGCCGUACAACGCUACUCUAUCUGUGCACCAGCUUGUCGAGAACUCUGACGAGACCUUCUGCAUUGACAACGAGGCUCUCUAUGACAUCUGCAUGCGUACUUUGAAGCUCAACAACCCAUCUUAUGGCGAUCUCAACCAUCUCGUGUCUGCCGUCAUGUCUGGCGUCACUACGUGUUUGCGCUUCCCCGGUCAACUGAACUCUGAUCUCCGCAAGCUGGCUGUCAACAUGGUUCCAUUCCCCCGACUUCACUUUUUCAUGGUUGGCUUCGCUCCUCUCACUAGCCGUGGCGCUCACUCCUUCCGCGCCGUCACAGUUCCUGAGCUCACUCAGCAGAUGUUCGACCCGAAGAAUAUGAUGGCGGCUUCUGACUUCCGCAACGGCCGCUACCUCACCUGCUCUGCUAUCUUCCGUGGCAAAGUCUCUAUGAAGGAGGUUGAGGACCAGAUGCGCAACGUUCAGAACAAGAACUCUAGCUACUUCGUUGAGUGGAUCCCCAACAACGUUCAGACCGCUCUCUGCUCUAUCCCACCACGCGGGCUCAAGAUGUCCUCCACCUUCAUUGGUAACAGCACCUCCAUUCAGGAGCUCUUCAAGCGUGUCGGUGACCAGUUCACUGCCAUGUUCAGACGCAAGGCUUUCUUGCACUGGUACACCGGCGAGGGUAUGGAUGAGAUGGAGUUCACCGAGGCUGAGUCAAACAUGAACGAUCUGGUUUCUGAGUACCAGCAGUACCAGGAGGCCUCCGUAUCCGAAGGUGAGGAGGAGUAUGACGAGGAGGCUCCUAUUGAACCGGAGGAGUAAACGCGCGUCAGGUCAGUUGGCCUAGUUGCUCUUGCGCAGAACCUGCUCUUAAGGAAGUUGCAAUGGUCAAAACGUUCAGAUAUGUUUCAUGUUCGCCUUUCUUGGGGAGCAUGAGAUGUGGACGAUGGUGGUUUACUUAUUGGUGAUUACACAUAAUGGAUGCUCCUCUCACUGUAGCGUUCCAUGUUCUCUUUUUUGCCUAUAGCUUCUGCUAGUAAAGAUAAAUACCAAUAUUUGCAAUGGAAGAUACGUGAUUCACUAAA
This is a messenger RNA of Verruconis gallopava, 1724 nucleotides long. Its product is annotated as tubulin beta chain. NCBI's taxonomy places the organism in Eukaryota, Fungi, Ascomycota, Dothideomycetes, Venturiales, Sympoventuriaceae. The coding region runs from base 118 to 1461 and encodes 447 amino acids. The record is from RefSeq and is a predicted model, not a curated record. Gene Ontology annotation, cellular component: cytoplasm; microtubule. Gene Ontology annotation, molecular function: GTPase activity; structural constituent of cytoskeleton; GTP binding. The transcript is spliced from 6 exons. Gene Ontology annotation, biological process: microtubule cytoskeleton organization; mitotic cell cycle.